CGAUGUGCCGUGCUCAUACUGAUCUAUCCCACUACGCGAUGAGGUAACUGUGUUCGAGCAAUAUAAACACAAAUUAGCGUACGCGAUGUGCGAAACGAGUCAUUCGGCUUUCGGCGUACAGAAAUCGGAGUUCGGAUUCAGUUAUGAUGACCCAUCUGCGUUUGUUAGAUCACAGUUUCGAAACUUGUCGCCAUGGAUCCUGGUUGGAUACCGCGUAUCAAUAUCUAUUUACGUCAACGUCUGCUUCACGGUAUACAUGGCAACAAGCUCCACGGAGAUCGGAUGGAAUGUACUCAUCUAUUAUCCUAAUUGGUCGUUCCUAUUCUUAGCUCUGUAUUUAUCUGUUUCUACGUUGUCAAUUAUUCAUUACCAUAUCACCAACAGAUAUCGCCAUAGAGGAAGAUGGCGAGAAAACGAUUACAGCGAAUGGCAACCUUUGACCUGUGAUGUCACACAGCUGCUUUCAACACCAUGCCAUUAUCGACUGAGCUGGUUUCUGUACAAUAUAUCAAUGGUGUCUUCGCUCGGUGUUACCACAACCUACCUCCUGACAAACGAAAAUCUGAUCGGCAGAGUCAGCAAGUUUGCUUGUCUUCAAAUUUAUUUUAUAAAUACAAUCGUAGCAUUAAUAGAAGUAAUAUUUUCGGCCAUGCCGACAAGAAUAGCACACGUUAUUUACAUAUUGCUUAUUCUCUUACUGUAUACAAUUGUGACUGUUGUAUGUUUCGCCGUUGGUGGCGCUGAAGGCACACAAAGUCUUCUGUACUCAUUUCUUGAUUACGGGGAGAAUCCUGAGCUCUCUGUCCUUAUAUUAUUGCUUAUGUUUCUCGGUGCAAUAACGUUUCAUAUUUUACUAUGGGUUAUUUUUAAGCUGAAAAUAUAUAUUUCUCUUGAAGGAAAAGGUGAUUACGAUUCGAUGUCCCCGCGUUUUUCCAGUGCAGAAUCUAGUGGUAAUUACGGAUCUAGAGAGCCUAAAACAGAGGUUGCUAUGGGCCCCUCAAGUUUGCCAUGAACUACUUAUUUAGUUCGUAAUAUGCAUGAAAAUAUACCAAAGCGGAGCCAACUUGAAGCUCAUCUAUUGAAAUCCAUUACAUCACCAAAGUUAUUCGGUCCCGCCUGACAAACAAGGUACCAUGAACACAUUUGGGUCGAGUAUUGGUUUUUGCCGUAUGUGAUAUUUGGGAUUUGAUUUAUAAUGUACUAGCUUGGUGUGAAUGACUCGUCAUAUUGGUAUAGUUUUGGUAUGUAAAUUUACAGAUACAUAUAGCCAGCAACUACUUACCGCUUGUGAAAAACUGAUCUGCGAUUCUCGUAGAAACACGAGUGCUCUCCUGGUGGUCUGGAUAGGUCGACACAUUGCGACUCAUAACAUUGGUGGCCACAAAUUGAAAACAAAUUCGCUGCGAAAUUGAAAAUAUAAGGGGGUUUUUAAAUUUAUUUUUAUUUGUUAUAAAACGAAUCCAUAAUAGUGAUAAUUAAAGAAACAUCUCAAACACCCGUGUUAAA
Saccoglossus kowalevskii is the source of this 1506-nucleotide messenger RNA. RefSeq names its product protein rolling stone-like. NCBI's taxonomy places the organism in Eukaryota, Metazoa, Hemichordata, Enteropneusta, Harrimaniidae. The record is from RefSeq and is a predicted model, not a curated record. Gene Ontology annotation, cellular component: membrane.